Rhodotorula graminis WP1 is the source of this 1706-nucleotide messenger RNA. RefSeq lists its product as uncharacterized. The transcript is spliced from 12 exons. The record is from RefSeq and is a predicted model, not a curated record. Bases 1 to 1644 code for a protein of 547 amino acids. Gene Ontology annotation, molecular function: chromatin binding. NCBI's taxonomy places the organism in Eukaryota, Fungi, Basidiomycota, Microbotryomycetes, Sporidiobolales, Sporidiobolaceae. Gene Ontology annotation, biological process: DNA-templated DNA replication.
AUGCUUGCCGACCUCGACCUUGCCCUCAAGCGUCCUGCCGAGCUCGUGCAGCAGCUGUACGCCCAAGACGCGUCCCUCGACGGGUUUGACGAGCGCGUCGCCGCCUCGCUCUCCGCCCUCAUCUCGGCAGAUGGCGCCCUCGAGCAGAUCCCGACUAUCACGUCCCUGUCGACCCCGACCUCGCUCCCUCCGACAGGAUCCCUCGUGCGGUUCCGGGCGAUGGUGCAGGACACCGGGCUCGGUGCAGAGCUCUUCGAGGCGGUCAGCGCAGACGGCAAGAAGGUCCUCAUGUACGGCGCCGAGGAGGAAGGCCCGGGUGCGGCAGCGCCCGACGACUACAGCCGUUUGCGCGAGCGACAGCUCCUGUACGUCGUGAGCGUGCCGGGCGAGACGGACUGGCUCAAGCAGAACCUCGACGGCGCAUCUCUCGACGGCCCGUCCUCCUCGCACUAUCACCUGCAGAGCUCGGUCGAUCGCCUUUCUCUCGGCGCCUCGCAAGCGGCACCUCCCUCGACCGCGAGCAGCAGCAAGCACCCGAAUCCUGCCGAGCCUCACUUUGGCCUCGUCGCAAAGCUUUACGGCGAGUCGGCCGAGGCGCUCAAGACGGCCGACGUGUGCGACUUUAUCGGCGUUCUCGGCGACACGACCCUCACCAACGUCUUCGACGAGCUCAACGAGUCGGCCGACGACGGCCCCACGGUCCCCGCCCUGCACGUCAUCCUCGCUCGCCCUGCGCCCAAGCCGUCGCUCCCGACCGUCGAGGCCGACGUCAACGCGCGCGAGGAGGUGCGGCGGGAGCUCGUCGCGUACUUGGCCGACCAGCUCGGCGGCGACAGCGAUGCCGCCGAGUGGACGCUGCUCGCCCUCUUGGCCCGCAUCCACGCGCGUCACGCUACCGGCAUGGCGCUCGGCAGCCUCUCGGUCAAUCUCGCCCUCCCCGACGCCUUUUCGACCUCGCUCCCGUCCGCCAUCGCCUCGCUCGUGCCAAGGGCGACAUCUCUCGACCUGUCGAUCGCCUUGCUCAACGACGUCAAGACGCGACUGGCGCCGAGGAGCCGCGACGAGAACCUCGACAGCGGCCGGCUGCAGCUCGUCAACGGGACGGCCGUCGUCGUCGACCUGCGAGGGAUUGGCGAGGGCAAGCUCGAGGACACCGGCGUCCGGAACCUGCGGCACCUUGCGACGACGGUCGCGCAGCAGAAGCUCGCGUACGAGUUCCCGUUCUCGUCGUUCGACCUCGAGACGGACCUCAACUUUCUGCUGCUCAGCGAGGGCAAGGCGAUCGUGCCCACCGACUGCGUCGUGUACGUCAAGCCGUCCGCCAACUUUCAGCGCGCGUCCUCGGCGCCGCCGCAGGCCAAGCUCGACCAGUUCCGGUCCUUUAUCGACGAGAUGAAGCACGCCGAGUUCAGCAUUCCCGAGGGCAUGGGCGAGGUCAUCCAGACCGACUUUGUCGAGCGCAGGCAGGCGUCGCACGGCGGCGAGGGCAUGUCGCAGGACGACUUGCUCUUCCGGCUCGGCGCUGCACGCCUGCUCGCCCUGUCGUACGGCGAGACGACGCUCAGCAAGGAGGCGUGGCAGCGCAUGGCCGAGCUCGACGACCGGCGCAAGGAGCGCAUGCCCGUCGUGCCGAAGCAGGAGUGAGGCGUCGGCCCAGUCGUCGGCGGCGGCGAGGAGGAGAUUUGCAACGACGCUCUCUUUGCCGC